AUGCAAAAAUCCUCAUCAAGUGAAGGAGUUUCUCAUGUUAGAAGAUCUAUUUCAUUAAACAAGUUAAAGAAUCAAUUUGCUGAUGCUGCUGAAGCAGAACAUUUUACUAAUGAAUCAGAUUCUGAAAAAUAUAAUAAUUUGUGGGACUAUUGCUCUUUAUAUUUAUCUAAAGAUGUUGAAACUAUUAAACAACAAAUUGCUAAUCAUAUUGAAUAUACAUUAGCAUGUCAACGAUUUGAUUUUAAAACAAAAUCACUCUUUACAGCAACAGCUAUUUCUUUAAGAGAGAGAAUGACUGAAUAUUGGAAUGAUACACAUCAAUAUUUUAGAGAAAUUCAAACAAAAAGAAUGUAUUAUCUUUCAAUUGAAUAUCUUAUUGGUCGUUCAUUAAUGAAUGCUAUUUGUAAUCUUGGAUUAGAAAAUGAAUAUAGAGAUGUUGUUUCCCAAUUUGGUUCAUCUCUUGAAGAAUUAUAUGAAUAUGAAAAUGAUGCUGCACUUGGAUCAGGAGGACUUGGAAGACUUGCAGCAUGUUUCCUUGAUUCACUUGCUACAAUGAAUCUUCCAGCAUGGGGAUAUGGUAUUAGAUAUCAAUAUGGUAUGUUUAAACAACAAAUUUCACAUGGAUAUCAAAUUGAAACACCAGAAUAUUGGCUUGAAGCAGGUAAUCCAUGGGAGAUUGUUAGAAAGGAUGUUAAUCAUGAAGUAAGAUUUGGUGGAUAUGUUACAGUAGAUAAAGCAACAGGAAGAAUGAAAUGGGAAGGAGGAAAUACUGUUAGAGCUAUUGCAUAUGAUAUGCCUGUACCAGGUUAUAAGACAUUAAAUACAUUAAAUUUGAGACUUUGGAGUUCAAAACCAUCUAACCAAUUUGAUUUAGAACAUUUCAAUAAAGAAGAAGAUAUUGAUUAUUGGCAAAAAGUACAUAAUCAACAAAAAGAUGAAAAUAUAUGUAAAGUUCUUUAUCCAAAUUCAUCACAUUAUAAAGGACAAGAAUUACGAUUGAAACAACAAUUUUUCUUCACUAGUGCAUCAUUACAAGAUAUAGUUAGAAGAUUUAAAAAGAUGAGAAUUGCCAUGAAUGAAUUCCCACAAUAUGUUGCAAUUCAAUUAAAUGAUACACAUCCUACUGUUGGAGUAUUAGAAUUAAUGAGAAUUCUUCUUGAUAUUGAAGGACUUGAAUGGAACCAAGCAUGGGAAAUUGUUGUCCAAACAUUUGCAUAUACAAACCAUACUGUAUUACCAGAAGCACUUGAAACAUGGCCAGUUCCAAUGUUUGAGAAUUUAUUACCACGACAUCUUCAAAUUUGUUAUGAAAUUAAUAGCAGAUUCUUAUCAUGGGUUAAGACUGCACACAAUUGUACUGAACAAGAAAUUGCUGCUCUUUCUAUCAUUGAAGAAAGUAAUCCAAAGAGAAUUAGAAUGGCUAACCUUGCUAUUAUUGGAUCACAUACAGUUAAUGGUGUUGCUGCUAUUCAUUCACAAAUUAUUAAAGACGUUAUCUUUAGACAAUUCUCUAAGAUUUGGCCACACAAAUUUAUUAAUGUUACUAAUGGAGUUACACCAAGAAGAUGGAUGUUACAAUGUAAUCCAGGAUUAAGUAAAUUGAUAACAGAAACACUUAAAUCAGAUGAAUGGGUUGUUGAACUUUCAUUACUUGAAGGAUUAAGAUCACUUUGUGAUCAUUCUUUAGAAGAGAAGUUUAGAGCAGUUAAAACACAAAACAAAGAACGAUUAAUUAGAUUAGUAUCAAAAAUCACUGAUGGGGAAAUUGUAUUGAAUUCAUCUUAUUUAUUUGAUGUUAUGAUUAAAAGAAUUCAUGAAUAUAAGAGACAAAGCCUUGCUAUUUUAGGUACUAUUGCACAAUAUUUAGCACUUAAGAAAAUGACACCAGAAGAACGAGCACAACAAGUUCCACGAGUUAAAAUUUUUGCAGGAAAAGCUGCUACAUCAUAUGAAAAUGCUAAAAUUAUUAUUAAAUUGAUUAACUCAGUUGCUGAUAUAGUUAAUAAUGAUAAAACUAUAGAUAAUAUGUUAAAGAUUGUUUUCAUUCCAAAUUAUAGUGUUUCAUUAGCAGAAGUUAUUAUUCCAGCAAAUGAUAUUAAUGAACAAAUCUCAACUGCUGGAUAUGAAGCAUCAGGAACAUCAUGUAUGAAAUUCUGUAUGAAUGGAGGACUUAUUAUUGGUACAUGGGAUGGUGCUAAUGUUGAAAUUGCAGAAGAGAUUGGAGAAGAAAAUAUGUUUAUGUUUGGAGCUAAGAAGAAUGAAGUUGAAUUAAUUAGACAACAAGGAACAAGCUAUAUUGAUGAAAGACUUUAUGAUGUCUUAAAAGCUAUUUCUGGAGGUAUGUUUGGAGCUGCUGAUUGGUUUAAUAAACUUAUUGGACAAUUCUGGGGUGGUAAUGACUAUUAUUUAGUUGCACAUGACUUUGCUUCAUACCUUGAAGCACAAAUGAAAGUUGAUGCUACUUGGAAAAAACCACAAGAAUGGAAUCAUAAAUGUGUUAUGUGUGUAUCUAAGAUGGGUAAAUUCUCAUCUGAUAGAUCUAUGAAAGAAUAUGCAGCUAAUGUAUGGAAUAUUCAUCCUUGUCCAUUACCAGAAACUGACAUGAAUGAUAUGAUGGAUAUUGCAAAGAAACAAUUAUUGCCAGAAAAGAAAUAA
Molecule: messenger RNA, 2655 nt
Organism: Entamoeba histolytica HM-1:IMSS
Lineage: Eukaryota; Evosea; Mastigamoebida; Endamoebidae
Product: glycogen phosphorylase, putative
Exons: 1
Coding region: 1-2655 (884 amino acids)
Biological process (GO): glycogen catabolic process
Cellular component (GO): cytoplasm
Molecular function (GO): glycogen phosphorylase activity; pyridoxal phosphate binding
Source: RefSeq, a predicted model, not a curated record